AUGGCCAAAAGAGUGGCUCUCAUACCCGAAGAAUUGGUAUCGUCUUAUCAUCUUCAGAAGCCAGAAUUGAGAUUGGAAGAUGACAUAGACACGUUAUUAGAAAGAGCAAAAUUACCCGACGACAUGAAAGCAAAGUUGUUGGGGCAACUAAUCACGCGGUAUCACAGAACAGUGCACGCACCACCAGAACCUAUACGUGUGAGCCUUGCGAAUGAAGCGAAAGAAACUAAAGAAGAGAAGGGAUUCCAGCAAGUGGAAGAUCCUGUUAUUAGGGAUAUUAUUCUAUCAACACCCCAGAAAUUUUCUAGAUUGGUGCCUCUGGUCGCCGAAAAAUUAAAAUCGAGGCUUUAUUCAUGGAACGAUCGCGGAGAAAUGAUUCUUGACGCAAUUGAUGUGUUUUCUAAACGCGGGUAUGCCAUUCCUUUAAAAUCGAAGAGUGCAGAUUCUGUACUCGAAGGAUUUAAGAAGCUAUUUAAGGAGACAAAUUUUGUGGUGAAUUUACAAACAGAUGAGGGAAAAGAAUUUUUUAAUAAAAAAGUUCGUGACUAUUUUAGAAGACAUGGAAUACAUCAUUAUGCCUCUAACAGCGAAUACAAGGCGAGUGUUGUAGAGCGAUUUAAUCGAACGCUAAAAUCUAAACUCUAUCGAAUAUUUACUUACACCAAUUCCUACAGGUAUGUGCAUGUCUUGAAAUCAGUUUUGAAAAGCUAUAAUUUGAGUAUUCAUCGUAGUACUGGUUAUGCACCUGCCGACGUGAAGCCGGAACUAGAAAGUGAAAUUUUUGAAAAACUGUAUGGCUAUAGCAUAAAACCGAGAUACAAAUUUGAGGUAAAUGACCAGGUGAGGAUUUCUAAAACAAGGCGAGCAUUUCGCAAAGGUUAUUUGCCCAGUUGGACGGAUGAGGUUUUUGUCAUAUAUAAGAGAUAUCCUUCGAGUCCUCCGACAUAUCUGCUUAAAGAUUUAAAAGGAACAGUUCUGAAAGGAAGGUUUUACGAACAAGAGUUACAAAAAGUAUUAAAGAGUUCUCACGAUUUCUGGAGAGUGGAAAAAAUUCUGCAAACGAGAGGUGUCGGUGCUAAGAAAGAAUAUUUCGUCAAGUGGAAAGGCUUUGAUCGACGGUUUAAUUCGUGGGUGAAAGCGUCAUGGAUGAAAUGA
Messenger RNA from Stegodyphus dumicola, 1155 nucleotides. RefSeq lists its product as uncharacterized. The record is from RefSeq and is a predicted model, not a curated record. Lineage: Eukaryota; Metazoa; Arthropoda; Arachnida; Araneae; Eresidae.